AUGGCGUGUAACCUCAAGCUAGCCGGCCUCCCAUCUUACACGUGCAGAGCCUGUGGGUUUCAUCUCCACGAGAAAUGUUCAGAAUUACCUCAGAAGAUCAAACACCCUUUCGACCAAAUCCAUCUCUUGACCCUAAUUCCCUCUCCCCAAUACCCGGAGGGGCUUUUCAGAUGCGAUGCUUGUGGGAAAGAUGGAAAUGGUUUCUCAUACCAUUGCGGAGAUUGCGGGAUUGAUCUCCACACGAUCUGCGCGAACAUGCCUUCCAGAAUCUCCCACCAUUCUCACCCUCAACACGAGCUCCGCCUCACGUUUUUCAUCCCAGACAGCUCCAGAAGCUUCUUCUGCAGGAUAUGCCAAGGUACGGGGUCGAAUUCGUGGAUGUACAGUUGCCAAGAGUGUAGAUUCAAUGCCCAUUUGAUUUGUGCAAGAAAAAGGAUCGGUCAGACAAGUCGAGCAAGCUCUAAUCCCGCCCAGAACAUCAUCAACAACAACAACUACAUGUACCAGACAAACCCGCCGCCGCAGGUUGUGGCUGCGCCACUGUUUCGCGGACAGGCUAACCUGAUUCCUAACCUAACGCCUCCAACAGUUAACCCGAACAUCAGAACUGCUUUGGCAAGUUUUCAUCAACUGAUGAACAGUAAUUCCAUCGGAUUCGAUCCUUCAUCGACGCAAGGAUUGGAUCCAUCGAUGUUUUCUGGGUUCGAUUUUUCAAACUUGGCAGGAAUUGAUCCUUCUGUGUUCGCGGGAAUCGACCCUUCAGCACUUGCAGGAGUACUUGGAUUCUUCUGA
Messenger RNA from Tarenaya hassleriana, 792 nucleotides. RefSeq lists its product as uncharacterized. The record is from RefSeq and is a predicted model, not a curated record. The transcript is spliced from 2 exons. The coding region runs from base 1 to 792 and encodes 263 amino acids. NCBI's taxonomy places the organism in Eukaryota, Viridiplantae, Streptophyta, Magnoliopsida, Brassicales, Cleomaceae.